UUUCAUUCUCCAACGAUUAUUUUUGGAACAAUCAAUUUAUAUUCUGAUUGGUUACUUUUUCACAUAGUCGAUUAAUUUAAACCGUUUGUGUUGAACACAGUUUAGAUAUAUAAAGCAGAACAUAGAAUAUGAAAAGAAAAACUCAGAAUCGCCAAGCAUUGUCUCAUUUCUUCAAUAAGACAAUUGCAUAAAGGGAUGGUCAUAAUUCUAUUGAACCAGCCGAGAUAGUAGACACUCAAGUCCACCAAAUCAUUCGAAACAAAACAAAAGCGUAAGAAUCGUACAAACUUAAUUCCCCACCUGUUGCCCAUUAUUAGCUUAUAGCUAUUUACCCUGUUAGUAGUCCAACAACCUGAAACGAGAAAUACAUCUCCCUUGGAGCAAACUCCCAAACUAUGCUUUUCACGUGCAACAAACCUGUAGAACUCGCUUCUUCCUUUAUAUAUUAAUACCGCGUUGAGUAUCAAUCAUCUCAUACUUGUCAUUUCUUUCACACUUUCAUUCUAAAAUUCCCAAUGUUUAUUACCAUACUUUAACACUUUUCUUGUUUAUAUCUAUUACUAUCAAAGAUUUAUAAAAGUAAGAAGGCUAAUGGCUCUAGAGGGUGUGUUUUUGCAACACGACAACAUCUUUAGCUAUAAUGGUAAAGAAGCUUACUCCAACAUUUACACAGAAGAUGAACCACACUUUUAUGAUCUCCAAGCCUCUCUUGGUUUUCUCGAUAGCCAAACCGAAAACUACAACUCCAGUUUUCUUCAGGAAGACUACUAUGAGAAUAAUACUACAUUCCUUCAUCAACCUCUUCCUGAAAUUGCUAUUAGUGAAGCAAAUAUUACGGCUAACCGAAACUCCUCUGGUAGCCCGAACUGCGAUAUGAGUUACCACCGGGAUAGUGAGAUAAACACUACGCGGAAGAAGAAGGCAACAAGACGCAGAACAAGGGUGAAGAAAAACAAAGAAGAAAUCAAUAGUCAACGUAUGACUCACAUUGCAGUGGAGCGUAGCCGGAGAAAACUGAUGAAUGAGUAUCUCUCUGUUCUCCGCUCUCUCAUGCCUAACUCAUACGUCCAAAGGUGUGACCAAGCAUCAAUAGUAGGAGGUUCCAUAAACUUCAUCAGAGAACUAGAACACCGUCUUCACCUCCUUAACGCCAAUAGGGAACAAAACAAAAAUUCUUUAUCAUGCCGUGAUAUCUCAUCCGCCACACCUUUCUCCGACGCUUUCAAGCUUCCCCAGAUCUCAAUUGGUUCCUCUGCGGUCAGUGAAAACGUGGUUCUCAACAAUGCACUGGCUGAUAUUGAAGUAAGCCUUGUCGAGUGCCACGCAAGUCUCAAGAUCAGAUCAAGAAGGGGACCAAAGAUUCUUCUCAACUUGGUCUCUGGAUUACAAAGCUUAGGGUUUAUCAUUCUUCACCUUAAUGUCUCCACUGUUUCUGACUUUAUCCUCUACUGCUUCUCCACUAAGAUGGAAGAUUAUUGUAAGCUUAACUCAGUGGCUGAUAUAUCUACCGCAGUGCAUGAAAUCCUCCGUAUUCAUGAUGAUUGUCAAAAGUAACGUUAAUGUUAGUGUGAUCCGGUUCACUCAGACCGGUUUGGCGGAGUCAAUGUUAGUGUGAUCUCCGUUUUGGGAUAUUUUGUUACGAAUUUAUAUAAUUGAAUUUAAAUUUCUUAAUUUGUCUGUCCAGAAGUUAAUUUUAAUAUGGUGUACCAUUUAUCCAUUGCACUUUCCAUACAUUAUAGUUAAAUUGGACGGUCCAUUUUUAUUGAA
Arabidopsis lyrata subsp. lyrata is the source of this 1767-nucleotide messenger RNA. Its product is annotated as transcription factor bHLH94. Gene Ontology annotation, biological process: regulation of transcription by RNA polymerase II. Gene Ontology annotation, molecular function: RNA polymerase II cis-regulatory region sequence-specific DNA binding; protein dimerization activity; DNA-binding transcription factor activity, RNA polymerase II-specific. Lineage: Eukaryota; Viridiplantae; Streptophyta; Magnoliopsida; Brassicales; Brassicaceae. The record is from RefSeq and is a predicted model, not a curated record. The transcript is spliced from 3 exons. Bases 592 to 1554 code for a protein of 320 amino acids.